UUGUGGGACGAGUUUCAUCACUGCAUUCCCCGAGAAUAUUGCAUUUUAUUAUCGAAAGACCUUUAACCUAUUCAAAAUCACUGCCCUUCACCCAAACACUAUGGUUAAUGUCACUUAUAUGGCCAGCGGCAACCUCACCACAAAUGCAAGUCUCGCAGUUGGAACCGUUUGGACUUUGAAUUUGACGAAAGAGGUUGAAGAAUCCCAGUUCCUGUAUUCCAACAAGACGUUUCGAAUCACCAGUGAUAAAAACAUCACAGUGGUUUCUGUGAGUGGAUGGGAGGGGAGAUUCCAGUCUCACGUUGUCCAGCCUGAACAAAAUCUGGGAAGUGUGUAUCAUGUUCCCUCUCUCAAUUACACCAAGAUAGCUGCAUCCUUCAACCUUACGAUGACAUCAUAUGUCAGAUUCCUCCCUUUUAGGCUGAUGAUUAUCAAUGCAGUGAGCGAGGAAAACAGUGUCACUAUCAAAUGGGUAAAUGAAAGCGGCGAGAGCCAAAAAUAUGUAAUAAUGCUUCAUCCUUACAAUCUUUACCAGAUUCAGAUUAAUGAGACGGUGAGAGAAAUCGAUGCAGAUCACAAAAUGGCUGUGAUUCUGACCCAUCCGUGUUUUGACAGCCAAAACUGCUCAUGCAACAUGAUUCUGAACCAGCUCCAGCCAUUUGUGUUAAAUGAAGGUAUAGACAGAUUUCCCAUGCCCCCUUUCUUCAUUCCCAAACAACUACUAGUGACAACAAAUAAACCCUUUAAGGUCUGUCAGGGUUAUUUUACUACUUGUAAUGAUGUUUGGGUGCAAAAUUCUUCAGACAUCCUGCCAUUAUUACCAAAUUUUACGAACGGGGCCUCACUUAUUUCUACUUCCAUGCAUGUUUCCCUCCAAUUAGUCAGACCUGGGCUCAUUCUAGACCUCAUUCCGGUAAGCAUGUUCUCUGGGUGCUAUCUGGUAGAUUUUAAUUCCUCAAGAAGUGGAGUCUUGGUGAUUGCUAAUACAUCCAGCACUAAUGAUGUGCGAAUGAACAAUUGGCCUUUGCCUCCAUACAUCUGGAACGUUAUGAAUGGCACAGAGUACUCUUGGGCUGUAGUGGUGGGACAAAGGAUAAGCACAAUCUGGCAUCCUUUUGCAAGAAUUGGUGUAUAUAUGUUUGAAGGCUUGGAGUCUAACAAUACCUAUGGGAGUGCAGCAACAGUUAUAAAUAGGGACCCAGACCGUUAUGGCUGUCUGGUGUCUCCGGAGAUGUUUGUACUUGGUAAAAAAGAAAUGAACUGGUCAAUGUCCCGUGAGUACUGCAUGAAAAAUGCUGAUCUGUUUGCCAGGCUCAACAAUAUAAGCAACCAGGAUAAGAUGGUCUCAGACAUGACGGAUGAAGACACCACGGAGGGCUGGAUCAGUCUGCGCCGCAGCCUGUACACAACAGACUGGUAUUGGAAAAACGAGGACAGUUUCUCACCCAAUGUGAACUUCACUAACUGGGACAACGGACAGCCUGAAAGGCCGGAGAAAGGCUUGUGUGCCUCAGUUUCCCUGGAUCCCAAAAAGAACUUCAAGUGGAAGAGUGCUUCCUGCUGUUCUAAUAAGAAACCAAUUUGCUAUAUUGGACCAAAACACCUCACUCUUUCAGAUACUUUGUAAUAAGCAGAUGUCUUAAUAACAAUACUUGUAAAGGGACCUCCAAAAUUCCUG
This is a messenger RNA of Carassius carassius (crucian carp), 1678 nucleotides long. RefSeq lists its product as uncharacterized. The coding region runs from base 101 to 1627 and encodes 508 amino acids. Lineage: Eukaryota; Metazoa; Chordata; Actinopteri; Cypriniformes; Cyprinidae. The transcript is spliced from 2 exons. The record is from RefSeq and is a predicted model, not a curated record.